This is a messenger RNA of Seminavis robusta, 1348 nucleotides long. The record is from the annotation of a GenBank genome assembly. NCBI's taxonomy places the organism in Eukaryota, Bacillariophyta, Bacillariophyceae, Naviculales, Naviculaceae.
AUGGCAUCGAAAACUCGACCCACGAGCCUUGAAGGUCCACGAAACCAGGAGCGGACCGAGCUGAGCGCUUCGGGCUCACAGUAUGAAACUAUGGACAGCACGAGUCCUUUGCCGGGUGUGGCUGCGUCUGUUUAUCGUUGCGAGCGCUACGGAUGGGGAACCUGCCUCCGAACUAUCUUGGAAGGGAUUCACGACACUGUGUGUCCUCUCCAAAGCCUACAGGGACAAGAAGAGACCAUUGUGAAGCACAUCUACUCUUUUCUGGCCUCCAAAUGGGCACACCACGUGUAUCUCACACAGCCAGCCCCACCGUACACUUUGUACAAACGGCCACAUCGGUCUCGCGGUGAAGUUGAUCCCAGGCAUGGGCCCGACAGAUCCGAAUGGAUGCGAUUUCAUGAACACCAGGUCUGGUACGAUUGGGCCAGUGGCGAGCGGCCAGAACCGCCGAGCCCAGCACACUACGGACAUGUGGACAAGAAAGCAGCUUUUGUAUCGGUGAAGUACGUAACCUUUCCAGAACCCGCCGAUAGGAACAUCAACAUGAUGCCGUUUCGGUUUGGCGACAAGGACUCUUUGCCUGUGGAAUAUCAGUGCUACUGGCAUCUGAUUGAGGAGUGCCCCUACAUGGACCCCAAUCUGUUCGAGGGGUCGUCAGUUGGAUACCUCACUGUGCACGAGAGCUUUGUCGACGCCACCAAGGCUCAAAGGAGACAAGGUCUUCACAUUGAAGCCCCCGGUGUCUCCACUGCCGAGGAACUCGGAAACAUCGAAGCAUACAGCUCCCAUAGAAAGCCCGUAGUUCAUUUCCAUUGGGGAAUGGGAAGAUACGUGGAGGACGACGAAACCAUGCGCCUGGAAGGAGGAAUUUUCAUGGCCUCUACUGUCGCCAAUACCAGCCAGCUUUGGCACGCCUUGGUAGAUAAAUCCACUCCUGGAAUCGUGGAUCAUCACGGUGGCUGUGAGCACUUGCGCCCACUGCUUGGUCAGGGUCAAAAGUUGGACGCCAAUGAGCUCAUUUGGAUGACGGACAGCACACCCCACGAGGCUUUGCCUCAGCAGGAAUCGGGGUACCGCCAGUUCUUUCGAGUUGUGACGUCCGAAUCUCCCACUGGCAUGCCGAUCAUUCGACACCGAAUCCAUUGGUUCCCUUGCCUCGCGAUGUGACAGUUGUUGCUGGUAACAAAUUUGCUUGAACGUGGCUGAUGCGAAAACUGCACAAUGCGAGUAGAAGGUUCCGUGAGCCGGUUUAGAACCCGUCACGACUGACCAUGACAACCGAAUGAUACAAUGAGUCAACCCAUGUUAUGUGUUUUAACUUUUUUAAAUGAAUUGUCUUUCCGACCAG